AAAUCAGUUGAGUACGUGGAUUUCAAUCGCAAUUUCUCUAAGAUCAUCGUCACAAUGGUUCUCACUGGAGGCUGCAUGUGUGGUGCUAUUCGAUACCAGGCUAAUGUCGAUAAACCUGAUGUCAAAGCUGUUUGCCAUUGCAGGAACUGCCAGAGAUGGACGGGGGGGUCAUCCACAACGAAUGUGAUCAUUCCUCGGGAAUCGUUCAAGCUGAUCCAGGGCGAACCAAAAACGUACCCUUACACCGCGGACUCUACUAAGACCUAUCAUACAUUCUUCUGCGGAGUCUGUGGAUCUGGCAUCUAUGGCGAGCCGGAUUUGAUGCCUGACAAGCUCUCGAUCAAGGCGGGCUCACUGGAUGACCCUAAUUUGGAAGGGGAAAUCGAUUAUGAGCUGUAUACAAAGCGCCGCGUCGCCUAUCUAAAGCCCUUGGAUGGGGUCAAGCAGCUCGAGGGCAUGCUUAUGCCCUAGUUAUGAUUUCCUACAUAUGCAAACGUCGUACGGAGGGUAUUUCAAAGAAGAGGGAUAUUUCUUUUGCUGAAAGGACUAGUUAGAGCAUUGAUACUAGAAUGGAUGACAUCCUGUACUAGCCUACGCAGUAUAACAUUGUCUUGUUUUCUUUCCAGUUUAUUCUUUUUAUCAUCUUUUCUGCUUUUGACCUACAGCCCCUUUAUUUCUGUCUCUGUUGUGAUGAAAUCAGAGAUCUCUUAUUGUCUCGAAACAUUAUACCUAUGGGCUCUUCUCCUUCCUCCUUCCUCCUUUCUUCCACCUACUCUAGUAUUCAAUAUCAACAGAUUAAAUGCAACUUUUUGUGAAGAAGCUCUGGCCACUUUUACUGGCGACACCUGAUAGACAUUUCGAGGAAGUAUCAAAAUGCAUUUUCAUCCUUCUACAACGGUCGCAUACCCUGGAUAAGAGGCUUUGUUCAGGAAAACAUCCAAUCAAAACAAUAGCAGCUUCUUGU
Aspergillus alliaceus is the source of this 964-nucleotide messenger RNA. Its product is annotated as GFA family protein. The record is from RefSeq and is a predicted model, not a curated record. NCBI's taxonomy places the organism in Eukaryota, Fungi, Ascomycota, Eurotiomycetes, Eurotiales, Aspergillaceae. Bases 55 to 471 code for a protein of 138 amino acids. Gene Ontology annotation, molecular function: carbon-sulfur lyase activity. The transcript is spliced from 4 exons.